Messenger RNA from Naegleria lovaniensis, 5316 nucleotides. RefSeq lists its product as uncharacterized. The record is from RefSeq and is a predicted model, not a curated record. Gene Ontology annotation, biological process: endoplasmic reticulum to Golgi vesicle-mediated transport; microtubule-based movement; COPII-coated vesicle cargo loading. Bases 1 to 5316 code for a protein of 1771 amino acids. Gene Ontology annotation, cellular component: endoplasmic reticulum exit site; COPII vesicle coat. The transcript is spliced from 7 exons. Gene Ontology annotation, molecular function: microtubule motor activity; GTPase activator activity; microtubule binding. NCBI's taxonomy places the organism in Eukaryota, Heterolobosea, Eutetramitea, Acrasida, Naegleriidae.
AUGGAUUUUACUCAAAGUGAAAACUCGAACGGUAUUCGUCAUUCGUGGAACAUUCUUCCUGCCAACAGGCUCGAUCAAUCUCGUUGUAUUGUUCCUGUUGGAUCUUUGUAUACUCCAUUGAAGGAAAUACCCAAUCUUGUUACGCUCCCCUACGAACCCGUUGUUUGUAAAACUUGUAGAGGCAUUCUCAACCCAUUCGCUAAAGUAGACUACAGAACUAAAUCAUGGGUGUGUCCGUUGUGUAUGGAUAUGAACAUGUUUCCGCAAGCUUAUAGCGGUAUUACUGAGACUCAACCCCCAGCUGAACUCCAUACUGCUUUUACCACUAUUGAAUACAAACUCGUUCAUAAGCCUCCAGCACCUGCUCCAGUAUUUUUGUUAUUGGUCGAUACUUGCCUUCCCGAAGAUGAGAUGAGAUUCUUGAAAGACUCAAUUUUACAAAGUCUCAAUAUCAUUCCAGAUAACUCACUGGUUGGUUUAAUUACAUAUGGUGCAACUGUUCAAGUUUUUGAAUUAGGAUUUAAGGAAUGCAGCAAGGCUUAUGUUUUUAGAGGAGACAAAGAGACACCAUUCGAACAAGUUCAGGAUCAAUUGGGUUUGAAAUUGGUAGGAGUCCAACAAUUUGGACAAAAUAGAUUGCCCAAUCAACAAAUGCCUUCCAAUGCAACAUCAAAGUUCUUGUGCCCAAUUUCUGAAUGUCCACAAUUGAUGGAUAUUAUUGAAGAGCUUCAACCAGAUCCAUGGCCUGUAAAGAGUGGACGACGUCCUCGUCGUUGUACAGGUGUGGCUCUUUCUGUGGCUACAUCAUUACUCGAGUCCACAUUCAAGGGUUAUGGUGCGAGAAUUAUUAAUUUCAUAGGAGGUCCAUGUACAUUUGGUGACGGCCAGGUUGUUGGAUUGGAUCUAAUUGAACAAAUUAGAUUACACAAUGAUUUGAGAAAUGGAAAGGCCCCUCACUUCAAAAAAGCUACCGAGUUUUACAAGAAAAUUGCUCAACGAUUGGUUCAAAACGGUCACGUUUUAGACAUUUUUGCUGCCAAUCUUGACCAAGUUGGAGUUUUGGAAAUGAAGGCAUGUUGUGAAAAUGCAGGAGGAGUUAUGGUUUUAACUGACACAUUCGACAAUCCAAUAUUUAAGGAAUCAUAUAUGAGAUACUUUGAAACUGAUGCCAAUGAUCAGCUCAAGAUGGCUCUCAAUGCUACUAUAGAAUUACAAUGUUCUAAUGAGGUAAAAAUUUGUGGUGUUAUUGGCCCGGUAACAUCCAUGAAUAGAAAAGGAAACAACGUAACAGAAAAUAUCAUUGGUGAAGGAAAUACCAAUGCAUGGAAGAUCAAUGCCAUUCAUCCAAAUACUACUCUUGCUUUUUAUUUCGACGUUGUUAACCAACAAAAUCCAGCUAGCAUGAAUACUCCAGCUAUUAGAUGUUUCCAAUAUAUCACUGCAUAUCAACAUCCUUCAGGUGAAUAUAGAUUAAGAGUUACAACUCAAGCUUUGGGAUGCGCUCAACCAAAUAGAUUUGAUGAGAUUGCUCAAGGGUUUGACCAAGAGGCAGCAACUGCUUUGGUUGCCAGAUUAUCUGUGUUUAAGGCAGAGUCAGAGUAUUUGUUUGACGUAUUGAGAUGGUUGGACAGAUCUCUUAUCAAAUUGGUAUCAAAAUUUGGAUCUUAUCAACCAAACGAUCCAAAUUCUUUGAUUCUUUCUCCACAAUUUUCAAUUUUCCCUCAAUUCCUUUACCAUUUGAGAAGAAGUCAAUUUUUAAGAGUUUUCAACAGCAGUCCAGAUGAAACUGCUUGGUUUAGAUUAAUUUUGAAUAGAGAAACAACCACCAACUCUAUCACAAUGAUUCAACCUACUUUGUACUCUUACUCAUUUACUGAGCCUCCUCACCCUGUUGAAUUGGACUCUAACUCUGUUAAACCAGAUGUCAUCCUUCUUUUAGAUACAUUCUUUGCUGUAUUAAUUCACUAUGGAGAGACCAUUGCUUCAUGGAGAGAGGCUGGUUAUCAUACUCAACCAAAAUAUGAAAACUUUGCCAAGUUGUUAGAACUACCAAAGGAAGAUGCCAAGCUUAUUAUCAAAGAUCGUUUUCCAUAUCCAAGAUAUAUCGAGUGCGAUCAAGGAUCAAGUCAAGCUAGAUUCCUUAUUGCUAAAAUCAAUCCUUCUACAACUCACAAGGAUCAAGCCUAUGGACAAAAUAGCACUGUUGUAUUAACAGAUGAUGCUGCCAUGCAGGCUAAAUUUAUUCUUCAUCAGCAACAAAAAAUCUCUACAGGCGUUAUAAUUGUGAUGGCAUGUGUCGGAACAACAUCUGCAUCUACAAACAUCAGAGUUUGUGUGAGAUGUAGACCAUUCAUUGCUAAUGAAUUGAAAGACAACUCCUGCCCAAAGACUCUUCCAUUUAAUAUUGAGGCAAAAUCUAUCGAAAUUCCGAAUAUUGAUCCAACUCAAACCAAAGUUUUCCCCUUUGAUUUUGUUUUUGAUGAGAAAUCCGAAAACAACGAUCUUUACAGAGAAAUGAUUUCCGACAUGAUUCCGUCUGUUGUAAAUGGAGUAAACGUUACCACCUUUGCCUACGGUCAAACAUCAUCAGGAAAGACCUAUACCAUGAGGGGAGGAGAAGAAAAUCCAGGUUUAAUUAGGCUAGCGAUUAGAGAGAUUUUCAACCAAAUUAAAAAUUCAGAAUGCGAAAACAGAACAUUCCUUAUUAGAGUAUCUUACUUGGAAAUUUACAACGAAAAGGUGAGAGAUCUUCUCUCUCCCGAACAAAGAUUUAUCAACAUUUUUGUUGACAAAAACAAAAACUUAUCAUUUGAUCAUCUUACUGAAGAAAUUGUUAGAAGUGAAAACGAAGCAAUGGAUGUUCUUGCACGAGGCUCAUCUCAUGUAAUCAUAGCAAAAACGGUUGCGAACGAUGCGUCAUCCAGAUCUCACACAAUUUUUAGAAUGAUAGUGGAAAGAAAAGAUGAAAUCGCUUUGGAUAAUUCAACUACUGCCCAAACAAAAAAGCUCAACCCCAAGCAGAUUUUGAGAAUUGGAACUUUAACUCUUGUUGAUUUGGCAGGAUCAGAAAAUGCCAGCCUUCAAGUUGAUGACAACAGAAAACGUGAGGGUCAGAACAUUAAUCUUAGUCUGCUGCAUUUAAAGGAAAUAAUAUCAAAACUUGCGAAUGGAGAAAAAGUAUCUUCCUUUCGUAAUUCAAAGCUCACUCGUAUUUUAGGAGAUAGUUUAUCUGGAAAUGCAAGAGUUGCAGUAAUUUGCUGCAUAUCACCAGAGGAAGCCAAAUUCAGAGAAACCAAAAGGACGCUUGAAUUUGGAUCGAAUGCCAGACGAAUAGUGAUAAAACCUACGGUAAAUAGCGAAUGUGACAAUGCUCUCAUUAUGAAAUAUCAAACCGAGCUGGAAUCGCUGCAAAAUGAGCUCGCAUUGUUGAGAGAGAAAUUAAAGAACCAAAAAGAUGACGUUGACAAGGAAGAAACUGAAGAAGAGGUUAAGAAUUUAGAGAACGUUGUGAAAGAAUUAACAGACUCAAUGAUUACAAACAAAUCCCUUCUCAUUAAAUUGGAGGAUGUGGAGAAAGAAAAACGUGAUAGAGAUGCCAAAAUAAUUGAGAUCGAAAAAGAAAAACAAAGGCUGGAGCUCAUGUUAAAAUUAGAAGAAGAAAAACAGAGGAUUCAAGAGGAAGAAUCAAGAAACAAAGAUCAAGUACUGCUUCAGCUUCAACAAGAAACGUUGGCUAUGAAUAUUAGGCUCGAAGAAAUAUCUUUAUCUAAAAAAGAAUGGGAGUCCCAAUCGCAACGAAAGGAAAUACAAAUCAAAGAGCUCAUGGAUUAUAAUAGAAUUAUUGAAGAAAAGAUGAUCAACGAAGAAAACUCGAGAAAAAAAGCAGAACAUUUGGUUCAAGAUCAAAUUGCUCAAAUAGAGCUGUUUAAGCAAAAGAAUGAAUUGAUAGCUAAUGAAUAUGCUAAAGAAAAGAAAGCAAAAGAAGAGGCCUGUAACUUGGUUCAAGAAAAGCUCCAUGAGAUGCAGAACAUCCAACAUUUACUGCGAGAAAGUGAGAACGAAAAAGCCAAUUAUGAAUCACAGUUAAAAAUUCUUAAUGACAACAUGUCAACCAUGUACAGUAUGUGGAAGGAAGACUUUGAAAAUGAGAUGCGCUUGAAGGACAAAGAAAAAAGUCAAUUGGACGAACAAAUAGCUCGCUUAACCCGCAUCUUUGAUGAAAAAGAGUUAGAAAUUCGUGAACUGCAGGAACAGCUCAAAACUUCUCAAUUAUUGCAACAAAAUAUUUUAAGUUUUGAAAGAGAAGCACAACUUUACAAGAAACUACUUCAAGAGAGUGAAAAUGAAAAAGAGAUGAUAAAGAAAAAAUCACUCGAAUCAUUUAAAGAGAACUUGGAGCUGAAGAAGAUGGUUUCUUCUCUCGAAAAAGAGUUGCAGAUGCUUAAGGGUAGAAGAAAUGAUUUGUAUCAACCUCAACAAUCGAAUUCUUCAGAAUCAGCACACUUUGGAAGAUCAAGACCUACUUCACCUGUUGUGGCUCAUAAUUUUCCCUCCUCUGUUCAAGGCGACCAGUCGUGCGGUACCAUUGAGCCACCAUCAUCUCUUUCUAAUAAGCAAUACGAAGGUGACAUGGUAUUCAAUCUCUAUGGCUACAAUACCACACCAUCACAGAAUUACCAACCAAAUCCAUACAACCAGGCAUAUCAACAACCUGCUGCUGGCAACUCUCAGAAUAAUCCCUUCAAUCAUUCCAUUCACGGAAUGAGAGAUGAUAGCUACCAACCCAUUCAUCACAAUCCUUAUGAAUCUCAUCAAUUUUAUCCUCCAACAAAUCCAAGCUAUGGAAGUAACAGUUCCAACCAACUUUCAUUUACCAGCAAUGGCGAAAAUCAAACCUACAGCAUAUACAACGGACCAAACGUUUCGGCUAACUCUAGAAGGCCUUCUCCGCUCACCAACAGGUCUGCUCUUUCUAUGCCUCAACAAGACUUACCAAGUACGAAUGCCAUAUCAGGAAGGGCUAGACCCAAAUUGUUUCAUCAACAAAGCCACCAAUCUCAACCCCAGACCCAAGCUAAGGUCAUAAUGGCUUCAAGUCCUCAAACAAGUAAUCAACCAAUAAGAAACCCUUCACCCAGCCGGAUUAUCAGAAUAACAGGAGAAAGAGCUUCUCCUAAAGAAACAGCUGCCUCCGAAGAAAGUUCGUCAUUCGUAGAGCCAGAACAGGAAAAGGUGAAAUUGAAAAAAAGAAGAUCUUCAUUGAGCAAUCUGUUCGGUUUGUUUAAAAGCGAGGACAAAGCUAACUUGUUAAAGUAG